UCACCAACUCAGUCAGAUGCGCACAGCACGCAAACUUCCUUGUCCAAGCCCAGUGCGCUGCGCUCCGUCGCCCCGUCCGCAUCUUCAGCAGCCUAACCCGUACUGUUAGUACUGUUAAGGAAUGGAACCUACGGAAAAGAAAUGAGGAUUAUUAUUUUUUCGGUCAUCUGAAGCUAUAGAAGAGCACAUAGACAACACGCAGAAACAAUAGUCGAAGUGAGUGGCUGAAGCGCGAAGGCACCAUGGGCUGCGUGGGCUCAAAGAAGGAGCAGGAGGCUCUCAGCAAAGGGACGGGUAACGACGAUCUGCAGAACCGUGCGCACACAGCCCACUAUGUCAAAGACCCCACCGCAGGGAACUCCAUGAGCAAAGCUAGCAAAAUGCCAUCCAAUGCAAUCUCUUCAGAUGGAGAGAGUAUUGCCAUGGCCCUGUUCGACUAUGAAGCCAUUCAUGAAGGUGACCUUGGCUUCAAGAAGGGAGAUAAACUCAAAAUCUUAGAGGAAUCGGGGGAGUGGUGGAGAGCUAUGUUAAUCAGUUCAGGUCAGGAAGGCUACAUCCCCAGUAAUUAUGUGGCCAAAGAUACUCUGGAGGCAGAAGAGUGGUUCUUUAAGGGCGUGAGCAGGAAAGAUGCUGAGAGGCAGCUGCUGGCCCCUGGCAACAAAUUGGGAUCCUACAUGAUCCGAGACAGUGAGACCACCCAGGGCAGCUACUCCCUGUCUGUCAGGGACCUUGAUGCUCAGUCCGGUGACACUGUUAAACAUUAUAAGAUCCGUACGCUGGACAACGGAGGGUUCUACAUCUCUCCCCGCAACACCUUCAGCACCCUGCAGGAGCUGGUCAGCCAUUACAAGAAGCAGGGAGAUGGCCUCUGCCAAACACUGACCAACCCGUGCCUGAGCCCCAAACCUGAGAAACCGUGGGAGAAAGAUGCCUGGGAAAUCCCGAGAUCAUCCCUCAAACUGGAAAGGAAGCUUGGUGCUGGCCAGUUUGGAGAAGUCUGGAUGGCUACAUACAAUAAGCACACCAAAGUAGCAGUGAAGACCAUGAAGCCUGGCAGCAUGUCAGUGGAAGCCUUCAUGGGCGAGGCCAACCUGAUGAAAAGUCUACAGCACGACAAACUGGUCCGACUCAAUGCCGUGGUCAGCAAGGAGGAGCCUAUCUAUAUCAUCACAGAGUUCAUGGAGAAAGGUAGUUUAUUAGACUUCUUAAAGAGUGAUGAGGGCAACCGUGUCCAGCUCCCCAAACUCAUUGACUUUUCGGCCCAGAUCGCAGAGGGCAUGGCCUACAUUGAGCAGAGGAACUACAUCCACAGAGACCUAAGAGCUGCCAACAUCCUGGUCAAUAAGGCUUUAGUGUGCAAAAUUGCUGACUUUGGCCUCGCUCGCAUCAUUGAAGACAACGAGUACACAGCCAGGGAAGGAGCCAAAUUCCCCAUCAAAUGGACAGCCCCUGAGGCCAUCAACUAUGGCUCUUUCACCAUCAAAUCUGACGUCUGGUCCUUUGGCAUCUUGCUGACUGAAAUUAUCAGCUAUGGACGCACACCAUACCCAGGGAUGACUAACCCAGAAGUGAUCCGUUCCCUGGAGAAGGGCUACCGAAUGCAGCGCCUGGACAGCUGUCCCACCGAACUCUAUGAAAUCAUGCUGGAGUGCUGGAAGAACAAGCCUGAGGACCGUCCCACCUUUGAUUACCUGCAGAGUGUCCUGGAGGAUUUCUACACAGCCACAGAGAGCCAGUAUCAGCAGCAGCCAUGAGACUUAACAUCCACAGACGGGUUUUCUCUUAUAGUACUGUUCCAUUCAUACGUAACAACAAGUCAAGUUUAUAUGUGCAGCAGUGCAAUUCAGAGCCCACACAUACACAUACACACACACACACACACACACACACAUACACACACACACAUCCACACACAUGCUCUCUCUUUACCAUUCUCUCUCCGUCUGUCUCUCUUUCUCUUUCUCAUUCAUCCACACAUAAUGUAUUGCAACAAGGGACUGUACAAAAAUUAUUGGGGAGCGUUGAUACUUUAUUAACUAUUUUUUUAAGGAAGCUAUGCAUCACUCUUUCUAAAAAAAAUUAGAAUUUUUAUUGGGCCCUCCGUCCUUUGAAUAAGAACAUUAUAAAGUAAAAUCACCACAGAUGAGAGACGCAACAUAUAAAAGCAAUAUAAAGAGUAAUUGUUAUUAUUUCUAUUAAAAUAUUAUGACAACUCAAUCCUACCUCAUACUUAGGUCAGGGACACAGCACAACAUAGCACAUAACCACAGCUGCAUCAACUGGAUAUUCAUCUUCGCAAAACUGCCCACAAAUCAUCUGGAUGCACACUAGCAGUCUUGUAAAUCAACAUUGACAUAUACAGUAGUCACCAGUGCAUAAUAUGUGCUGACAUAUAUACUGUAUGUGUUAGUUUUAUCUGCAGCUACAUGUCAUGUGGAUCACUAUAUUUCGGGAAAAACCUGCAAAUCAUUUUGCACAGAAAACCUAAUGUGACCUGAGAUCUAAUGCAUAUCACUCUAGGGAUGAUUACUGGUGACGGGUCAUUUUCAUUACCUAGCUUUGGAGGUAAGGUGUGGGCUGCAAAACUGGACCCAUGCAAGACUCUUCUCUACAUGUCCAAGUGAAAAUAGCAUGUCUUGGCUUGGAUAGGCCUUGCUGAUGCACAGGGCACUUCUAACAAAUUUGCAAGAGAAGGCUGAGGGGAAACAGGCCCUCCACUGUGCUGUAAAAAAACAUUCUGACUACUUUUUUUGACUCAAUAAGAAAAGAUAAAUAGCCAUCCUACUUUUCUGCCCUCACCCCUCUUAUAAUGUUCGUACAGUCCCUAACAUUCAAGCAUCUUUUAAAGUGAUUUACACAACAUGCAGAGUCUGCAGGAAGCCGUGUAAAGAUACAUGGCCAUAUUCAUCAACAAACAAGGCCACCUGGAAGCAGUCACAUGGAAAAGACUGUAGUGAGUUGUUAUGCUCCAGCACACAAUGUGCAUCCAUCAAAGGAAGGCAUAACCACAGCACAGAUGUUUAAUAGUGAAAUAGGUGCAGUGCUCAGCGCUGAUAAUACUAUGUUGAUGUCAACAAUUCAGCAGGCAAAGCUGUCUUUGUCCCCUCCCCUCCUGUGAAAGAAGAGUGGGUAUUGUGGACUUUACAAAGAGCAAGAUAUACUGUAUGGCUGAAAUAUGAUUACAUCUUCUAUUUAUAUUCCAUAGACAUAUAUUUUUUUCCAGUAUGAUAUGGCUUGUUUUAGUAUAACUUCUUCAUUGUGCCUUUUUUUUUUAAAGUGGUUUCUUUUCUUUCAGUCUAACAUUAUAAUACAUUCCAUACGCUCUGUAUAUAUAAACAGGUGUACACACAAAUACAUAUAAUUAUUUAGGAAUAGGGUAUUUAAUGUGAAGCCAUUUUAACUGAUAAUGCUUUUUGAUCCUUUUGUUCUGCAUUGGGAAACUAAAUUAAAAAGUAGUGCAUACAGAUUUUCACAUCUUUUUCUGUGUGAAAAAAUAAUCUAUUUGUGCAAAUGGUACUGAUAUUAGUGUAUUGAAUGCAAUAAUCUUUCCAAAAGUAAAUGCCUUGUCUAUCAUUUUUUUAGUGAAGGACUCAUUACUCUAUUUUUUCUAUGCUGUUUGGAUAAUGUGAUUAUUGUAUUGUUGGAAACAGCAGUCUGCUUUGUGGACCAAAAUCCAAAGAAUUUUAAAGGGAAUAUUUUUAAGUAUUUAAGAUUUUGCCAUUGUAUGAUUUGGUAUUUCCACAGAACUGUGAGCAAUAAUAUCUGAGAGAAGUUUUCUAUGGAAUGCCCAACACUGUAUAUGUAUUCAUAGAGUUAUUCAAUGUUUUUGUUUUUUUCUUUAUCACUAUAAAACUCUUUGCAUAUUUUGUUAGAUGCUUCGUUCAAUGAAACUGUGGUGAAAAUUUUCAAAUACACUGUUAAUAAACUAUAAUCUACUCAAA
Messenger RNA from Perca flavescens (yellow perch), 3941 nucleotides. RefSeq names its product HCK proto-oncogene, Src family tyrosine kinase (gene hck). The record is from RefSeq and is a predicted model, not a curated record. The transcript has 13 exons. Gene Ontology annotation, biological process: protein phosphorylation. Gene Ontology annotation, molecular function: ATP binding; protein tyrosine kinase activity; protein binding. Lineage: Eukaryota; Metazoa; Chordata; Actinopteri; Perciformes; Percidae. The coding region runs from base 243 to 1754 and encodes 503 amino acids.